AUGGCAGGUAUAAAUGAAAUGGGGAAGCCCAAGUCGAAAAGUGCUUUGGUGUGUGGCUACCCAGUUAGCAUCUUUUUUAUUGUGGUCAAUGAGUUCUGUGAGCGGUUCUCGUACUAUGGAAUGCGAGCUGUGCUGGUGCUUUACUUUAAGUACUUUCUGAGGUGGGAUGAUGACUUCGCCACCACAAUCUACCAUGCCUUUGUUGCCCUCUGCUACCUGACCCCAAUCCUGGGUGCCAUUGUGGCCGAUUCAUGGCUCGGCAAGUUCAAGACUAUCGUGUACCUGUCCAUUGUGUAUGCUUUGGGGCAGGUUGUCCUGGCGGUCAGCGCCAUCCAUGACAUCACAGACACCAACAAGGACGGCACGCCGGACAACAUGACCUUCCAUGUAGCUCUGUCCAUGGUGGGUUUGCUUCUUAUCGCUGUGGGAACAGGAGGCAUUAAACCUUGUGUUGCAGCCUUUGGUGGAGACCAGUUUGAAGACCAUCAGGAGAAGCAGAGAAGCACCUUUUUCUCCAUUUUCUACCUGUCCAUCAAUGCAGGCAGUCUGCUGUCCACUGUCAUUACACCUAUCCUCAGAGCUCAGGAGUGUGGAAUCUACAGCCAGCAGAAAUGUUACCCACUGGCCUUUGGUGUCCCUGCAGCCCUCAUGGUGGUCGCUCUGAUUGUGUUCAUUGUGGGUAGUGGAAUGUACAGUAAGACCGCUCCUCAGGGAAACAUCAUGUUAAAAGUCUGCAAAUGCAUCGGGUUUGCUAUCAGUAACCGCUUCAGGCAUCGUCAUCCAGCAUACCCGAAAAGAGAACACUGGAUGGACUGGGCUGAAGAAAAAUAUGAUAAACUUCUGAUUGCCCAGGUGAAGAUGGUGGUUAAGGUGCUUUUCCUCUACAUCCCUCUACCAAUGUUCUGGGCUCUCUUUGACCAGCAGGGAUCAAGAUGGACCCUCCAAGCGACCAUCAUGAAUGGUGACUUUGGAAUCCUUGUUAUCCAGCCUGACCAGAUGCAGACGGUCAACCCCAUCUUGAUUCUGGUUUUGGUGCCAGUUGUGGACAACGUGCUCUACCCACUCAUCUCCAAGUGCAAGUUAAACUUCACUCCUUUGAAGAGGAUGACCGUGGGGAUGUUCUUCGCCGCUUUGGCGUUUGUUGCUGCAGGCCUCGUUCAGAUCCAGAUCGAUCAAACCCUGCCCACCUUUCCAGUGAGUACUGUGAGCCAAGCGAAGUUCCUCAACAUGCUGAACAAGUCAUUAGACAUCAGGGCUGGGUCACAGUCACUUAAGUUGGAUGCUUUCACGGCCAACGUUGAGUACCUGACCUUUGAUGAGUCAUUUUCUCUGGAACUGGGCCCCAGCGCCAUUUAUCCGAUCAGUUUAAGUGAUGGGUCCCGGAAUACUUUGGUGAUCCUUCAGGAUGGGCCCCUGCCCAGGCCACUCGUGUUUGAUGACAUCAAAGCCAAGCCAGAAGAGGGUGCUAAUGCUAUAAGAUUUUUCAAUGGCCUUGGCUCUGCUUUGAAUAUAACAGUUGGUAAUCUGGACUUCGAGUCUACUAAUGCUUCAACCAUGUCAAAAUAUGUGGCAGUACCACAGGGGAAUGCAGAGUUCCUGAUCAACAACAAUACAGGAGGCCAGUGUGUCUACAACCAGCAACUUGGCUUCGGCAGCUCUUACACCUUGAUCAUCCCGCCCACUUUCACAUUUGGACCAAAUUGUGCACAGGAUAUCCGUCAGGUGAAUGACAUCAGACCAAACUCGGUCCACAUGGCUUGGCAGAUUCCUCAGUACUUCCUCAUCACAGCAGGAGAAGUGGUCUUUUCUGUUACAGGCCUGGAAUUCUCCUACUCACAGGCACCCAGCAACAUGAAAUCAGUGCUGCAGGCUGGUUGGCUGUUAACAGUCGCUGUUGGUAAUAUCAUUGUGCUGAUUGUUGCUGAGGCAGCAACACUUGAAGAUCAGUGGGCCGAGUAUAUUCUCUUUGCAUCCCUGCUGGUGGGAGUGUGCAUCAGCUUUGCCGUCAUGGCCUACUUCUACACAUACAUUGACCCAACAAAGAUCGAGGCUCAGUUCAGAGAGCUGGAGCCCAAUGAUAAGCAGAAGAAGAUGGAUGAAAAGGACUCGGUUGAGCGUUUUAAUGAAGAGAAAAGUUCUGAUUCCAGCUCAGAUGAGAAGGGAGAAUUCACUCAGACCCGAAUGUAAAAAAAAGAAACCAAAAAGAAAAAAGAGACA
Messenger RNA from Phycodurus eques (leafy seadragon), 2217 nucleotides. RefSeq names its product solute carrier family 15 member 1b (gene slc15a1b). The coding region runs from base 1 to 2187 and encodes 728 amino acids. The transcript is spliced from 23 exons. The record is from RefSeq and is a predicted model, not a curated record. Lineage: Eukaryota; Metazoa; Chordata; Actinopteri; Syngnathiformes; Syngnathidae. Gene Ontology annotation, biological process: oligopeptide transport; transmembrane transport. Gene Ontology annotation, cellular component: membrane. Gene Ontology annotation, molecular function: dipeptide transmembrane transporter activity.